Messenger RNA from Perognathus longimembris pacificus (Pacific pocket mouse), 4100 nucleotides. RefSeq names its product cadherin related family member 2 (gene Cdhr2). Gene Ontology annotation, biological process: homophilic cell-cell adhesion. The coding region runs from base 107 to 4048 and encodes 1313 amino acids. NCBI's taxonomy places the organism in Eukaryota, Metazoa, Chordata, Mammalia, Rodentia, Heteromyidae. Gene Ontology annotation, cellular component: plasma membrane; catenin complex. The transcript is spliced from 32 exons. The record is from RefSeq and is a predicted model, not a curated record. Gene Ontology annotation, molecular function: calcium ion binding; cadherin binding.
GGUGCUAAAGUCUGCAGCCUGGGCUGCUGUGGCCUCAGUGCCCAUCUGUGCCCACUGGUGCCCAUCGCCGCCUCUGCGCCCCUUCCGGGGCACAGGUCCCCCCGUGAUGGCGCGGCUAUGGCUGCCCUGCUUCCUGCUUCCUGCCCUCCUGGGGUCUGCGACCGCCAAUACGCCCCCAGAAUUCCUGAAAAACAUGUCGUUUGUAGUGCAGCUACCCGAGGACCUAGCAGUGGGUGCGGAGGCCUUCUGGGUGCUUGCCCGAGACAUAGACAAUGACCCUCUGACCUAUGCCAUUAGUGGCACGGACCAUACUUUCUUCUCUAUCAACUCAACCACUGGGGAAGUGACAGUGGCUAGUCCUCUGGACUUUGAGACAGACUCCUACCUCAUGAUCAAUGUCUCUGUGAGCGACUCACACAACAAGCCAAUACAGAGGACGAUGACGGUGAUCUUGGAAGACAGAAAUGACAAUGUACCUGUCUUCAAGACCACCAAUUUGUCCACCAACAUCAGUGAGACCCUGCCAGUCGGCUCGCUGGUGUUCUCCGUGCUGGCAGAGGACAAGGACUCAGGACCUGCUGGCGUGGUGAACUAUUACAUAGAAAAGGUAAUCCCUAACACUGUGGAAAACCAGCACCUCUUCCAGAUCCUGGACAACGGCUCCAUCAUCCUCAAUGGCAGCCUCAGCUACAAUAACAAGAGCUCCUUCUACCAGCUGGAGCUGAAGGCCUGCGAUUUAGGUGGCAUACUGUACAAUGAGCCUAUCACUCAGUGCUCCCAGCCCGUCUUCCUGUCCGUCUCCGUGGUGGAUGAGUCUGAUCUGGACCCCCAGUUUGUCAGGGAUUUUUACUCGGCCUCUGUGUCUGAGGAUGCAGCUGUGGGAACCUCUGUGCUGGCAGUGGAGGCUGUCGAUGGUGACAAAGGGGUCAACAACAAGUUGAACUACAGCAUUUCUAACUCCACGAAGUUUGAUUGGUUCGACAUCCAGACUGAGAGAGGAGUCGGGAUCAUCAAAGUCAAGAACAUUCUAGACCGAGAGCAGCUGCUUCAGGAGAAUGAAGAGGUGCAGGUUCAGGUCACGGCCACCGAGGUGCAUCCCAACAUCUAUGGGCAAGAAGCCAAGGCAAGUAUCUGGGUCACCAUCCGAGUGCUGGAUGUCAACGAUCACAAGCCGGAAUUUUACAACUGCAGCCUGGAAAACUGUAGCUUCACCUCCAACGAGGCCCAAGACAACUUCUCAGGCUGGGUGGAGGAGCACGCCGCCGCCCGCAUCCCCAUUGAGGGCCUCACCAUGGUGGCCUAUGACCCAGACAAGGGCAGCAAUGGCACCUUCGAGCUGUCCCUGAAAGGCCCUGAUGCCCCAGCCUUCAGCGUCUCCCCAGCGCGAGCAGCAGGCUCAGCCGACAUUCAGGUGCUGGUGAAAGACUCCAACAUGGUGGAUUAUGAGAGGAAGACGGUGAUAGUGGUGCAGGUGGUGGCCACCGACUUGGUGAGCAGGAACUCUUCUGUGGCCUCAGUGACAAUACACCUUAGAGACAUUAACGACCACCGGCCCACAUUCCCCAAGAACCUGUAUAUCAUUGAAGUGCCAGAGUGUAGUCCCACGGGCUUUGUGGUCACCAACAGCACCGUGGCUACAGACCCUGACACGGGCGAGUGGGGCCGUAUCACCUACAGCCUGCUCCCUGGAAAUGGGGUGGACCUUUUCGAGGUGGACCCACACACGGGGACUGUGACGGUGAGAAACGGCACAGCGCUCGACCGUGAGCGGCAGGCGGUGUAUUACCUCACGCUGCAGGCCACCGACGGGGGAAACCAGUCCUCCACCACCAUGCUGGAGGUCCACCUGCUGGAUAUCAAUGACAACGCCCCCGAGGUCACUGGCUCCUACAACAUCUUCGUCCAGGAGGGGAAAGGCAAUGUGUCUGUGGCCAUCCAGGCGCACGACAAUGACCAGCCAGACACCAACAACAGCCUCCUGGUCUUUAGCCUGCUACCCGGGCCCUACAGCCACAACUUCUCCCUGAACCCCAACACGGGACUCCUUACGAACCUGGGGCCCCUGGAUCGAGAGGCUAUUGACCCUGCCCUGGAGGGCCGCAUCGUGCUGACCGUGCGUGUGUCUGACUGUGGGGUGCCUCCCCUGAGCACGGAUGUCAACAUCACCAUCACGGUGGAGGACAUCAACGAUAACCAGCCCAUCUUCAACCAGUCCAGCUACCAAUUCCUUGUGAGAGAGCAGGACCCAGGCGUCUGGGUGGGCACAGUGGAGGCCUGGGACGCAGACCAGACAGAGGCCAACAACCGGAUCAGCUUCAGCUUGUCUGGCGAUGGCUCCAAUAACUUCCUGCUCCAAAGCUCGGUGCUGGAGUCUGGGAGGGCUGAGGGGAGACUCUGGCUGCCUCCUGGUGUGAGCCUGGACUAUGAGACGCAGGAUUUCUUCAAGCUGAUUGUCACUGCGGAGAACCUGGGCCCCCAGGGGCUGGAGGCCACCGCCGAAGUCAAUGUGAGCGUGGUGGACGUGAACGACACGCCGCCCACCCUGGUGGCGGCCUCGCUCCGCGCCAUCAAGGUGGCAGAGAACGGUUCUCAGCACGGCCAGGUAGCCGAGAUCAAGGCCCAGGAUGUGGACAGCGAAGCCCAGCUGGAGAUUGAACUCAUGAAUGUCAUCUGUACCAAGGCCGGGGUGGAUGUGGGCAGCCUGUGCCAUGGCUGGUUCUGGGUGGCAGCUAAUGGCUCCGUGUACAUCAAUCAGAGCAAGGCCAUCGACUAUGAGGCCUGUAACCUGGUCACGCUGGUGGUGCGGGCCUGGGAUCGCAACACAGAUCCCCGCUUUGAGGCCUUCAGCGACAAUGGAAGCCUCCCCAUCACCAUUGAGGACGUGAACGACAAUGCCCCCUAUUUCCUGCCUGACAACAAGACCUUUGUCAUCAUCCCAGAACUUGUGAUUCCCAACCAGCAGGUGGCCUCUGUCCAGGCCAAGGAUGAAGACUCCGGAGACAAUGCCGCCAUUGUGUUCUCUAUCCUCGGCGUGGAUUUCAUCUCCAAGGACGGGACCACCACCCCGUUCAGUAACUUCUUCCAGAUCUCCACCACAUCAGAGGCCGGCGUGUUUACCGGCAGCAUCAAGCUGGUGACCAGCUUGGAUUCUACUCUUCAGGGCACCUACCAGGUGACAGUCCAGGCCCAGGACCACAUCUUAGACAGUGUGGCACUCAAGACCCAGAUCACCCUAAAUCUCUUCACCGUGGACCAGAGUUACCGUGUGAGGCUGCAGUUCUCCACGAGCAAGGAGGAGGUGGGCGCCAACGUGAAUGACAUCAAGGCGGCGCUCGCUCAGGCCACCAGGACCAGCGUCUAUGUGGUGAACAUUCAGGAUGUAAACACUGCAGCCCGGGCCCAAGCCCUCUCCUAUCUCGACGCCUACUUUGUGUUCCCCAAUGGGACGGCGCUGACACUGAAUGAGCUGAGUGUGAUUAUCCGGAGAGACCAGGAUGCCCUGACACAACUGCUCAACAUGGGGCUGGUGGUCCUGGGAUCCCAGGAGAGUGUGGAGUCUGACCAGCCGCAGGUGCUGUCCAGCGCCAUCAUUGGGCUGGCGGUGGCCUUGGUGCUGGUCCUCGUGAUCAUGAUUGUGACCCUUGUGUGUGUGCGCAAGAGCUACCACCGGAAGCUUCGGGCGAUAAAGGCUGGCAACGAGGCCCGGAGGGCUGCGGUGGGGGAGGCACCCUCCGCGCCCACCAUCCCCGGGACCAACGUGUAUAAUGCUGAGCGAGCCAACCCCAUGCUGGGACUCCCCACCAAAGAGCUGGAGUAUGUGAGCUCUUCCAGUGACCAGGACUACGUCAGCCUCAAUUCUCUGGAUGAGAACUCUGUGGACCUGGACAAGGACAAACAGGAUGCUAAGAAGCAACCUCAGCACAGCCCACCAGAGCUGGAUCCAGAGCCCUUAAGUGUGGUGUUGGCAGAGAGGAAGGUGGGCACAAAUGGACCCCAGCAGGAGGUGAUGUGCUUCAACAACGCUGGCCUGGACACCACAGACCUGUGAUGAGGUCCCCCCAUCCUGGCCUGCCUCAGCUGAGCCCCCUACCCCUCUCCCC